Closterium sp. Naga37s-1 is the source of this 1488-nucleotide messenger RNA. The record is from the annotation of a GenBank genome assembly. NCBI's taxonomy places the organism in Eukaryota, Viridiplantae, Streptophyta, Zygnematophyceae, Desmidiales, Closteriaceae.
AUGGGGGACAUAAGCCGACUAAUGGCGGCCGUGAAUGUUGUCCUCCUGAUUCCUCUCGUUCUGGCCUUCAUGCCACGCCACGCCGCCCACGCUUCCACCGUGACGCAGCAGCCCACGCAAUUCGAUAUCUCCAUGCGAAAGACGAUGGAGCUCCCCGAGGAGCUGAGGCGGCAGCAUGUGGACCGCGUUCUCGAAGCCGUUCGCGUCGCGGAACGCGAAUUCGAAGGCGGCGGUGGCGGCAGCCGGCGCAGUGAGCGCGUUCUGGCCGACACAGGAAUGAAGCUCGGGCUGUCGGCGCCGCCGCUCAGCUCGGGGCCGAGCAUGGCGACAGUGAAGAAGUCAUCACGGGGUGGCGCCAUGGCGCUCAUGAAGGCCGUCAGCAUGCAGCCCGUCGUCGCCUUCAUCAGCGCCUCCGCCGCCGACUUCACCGCGUACGCAAGCUGCGACACGAUCAACAUCUACAACGGCGUGUGCACGACUGACGUGAACCACGCGGUGGUGGUGGUGGGCUUUAACUACACGGGGCCGGACCUCAAAGGCAGCUACUGGAUCAUCAAGAACUCGUGGUACGCCACGUGGGGCGACCGCGGCUACAUGUACCUCGCCAUGAUGCCCGACGUGCGCGGGAAAUGCGGCACCUUAUCAACCCCCGCCAUGUACCCCGUCUACUUCCCAUCAGGGCAGCAGCCGGCGCGCUUUGCGUCUUACAAGCGCGGCAAGUGGCGAAUCAACAAAGUGGACGACCUCUCGUCGUCGCUCUACUCCUCCACCCUUUCAACCACCACCACCACCACCACUACCACCACUAUUAGUACGACCACGCAAAUGCCAGGCGCCCUACCUGGUGGUGGGCCAGCAGGUCUGCAUUUGCUCCUGUUCCUCUUUCUCCGUUUGCACUGCCAGCCUUCUUACCUCUUUCUUCCUUGCAAUCCCCCCCCCCUCAUUCAGUGCCAGGCGCCCUACCUGGUGGUGGGCCAGCAGGUCUGCAUCGACUCACCCAUCCUCACCACCAUGCAGCGAUCUCCCAACAUCUCCUAUUCCAUCUACACCGUCCGUGCCAACGACACCCUCUCGACAAUCUCCUCCCUCUUCCUCCCCCGCUGCACGCUUCUCUCCGUGACCCCCGCCGCCAUUGCCGCCCAAAACUUCAUCGCCAACCUCUCUGCACCGCUCCCCGUCGGCACCAACCUCAUCAUCCCCUGUAUAGGCGGCAUCGGCAUGAUCGACGGUGGCUGUGCAUUGUCUCUCACAGUGUGCGGAGCAGAUUUCGUCUCGUACCCGUCGUACUGCCAUGCAGCAGUGAACUACGCUCUUCCAAUCUUCCAGAAUAGCCCGUGUGACAGCUGUAGUGGGCCGCGGACGCAGAGCAACGCCUGCCCUUUCACACCUCUCCACGCUUUCAAGUUCUUCAACCGUCUGUCGGAGACGAGGCAUUCUCUACCGCGGCCAGUCUUUUUGCAGCCCUGCGCUUCUUUUCUUCCAUCUUGA